Camelina sativa (false flax) is the source of this 559-nucleotide messenger RNA. RefSeq lists its product as uncharacterized. The record is from RefSeq and is a predicted model, not a curated record. NCBI's taxonomy places the organism in Eukaryota, Viridiplantae, Streptophyta, Magnoliopsida, Brassicales, Brassicaceae.
AUGGAGGAGAGGCUCACUGGGACUGACUCGGUCGGGAAGAAACGAGUCAGAGAAGACGAGUUAGGCCUUGACGACUCGCCGGAUGUGAAGCGGUUGAGAGACGAUUUGUUUGACGACUCGGAGACCGACCCAGUGGUUCAAGAUCUUGACUCAGUCAUGAAGAGUUUCGAAGAUGAGUUGUCGAACAUCACGACGACAGCGGUGCAGCAAGGCUCUGCCGAGACUCAGCCGGAUCUUGGUUAUCUUUUUGAAACUUCUGACGACGAGCUGGGUUUGCCUCCACCUCCUCCACAACCGCCGACGCUUUGUACGGAGGAGACGGUGACGGAGUUGGUACGGGUUUCGUCGGAUUCAUCAGAGGUCGCCGAGUUAUCUGGGUUUGAAAUUGAGGAUCAUGUUACUACGGAAUUCGGAACUUGCGAUCUUGGUGAUGGGCUUUUCGAAUAUUCCGAUGUUUGUUUAGAUUCCGGCGAUUUGUUUUCAUGGCAGCCGGAGUUUUUACCGGCGGAGUAAUUUCGGAGUUGUUUUUUUUAACCGUAGCGAAACGGUGGCUCGCUUU